Molecule: messenger RNA, 306 nt
Organism: Penicillium chermesinum
Lineage: Eukaryota; Fungi; Ascomycota; Eurotiomycetes; Eurotiales; Aspergillaceae
Exons: 1
Coding region: 1-306 (101 amino acids)
Source: RefSeq, a predicted model, not a curated record
AUGUGGGAGCGGAAGCUUUCAGCUCAGCAAGGAAAAAGCGCAAUUCCCCGGGGGACCUCCACCUGGAUCGUUAGUCGCGCGAUCGGUGUCCACUCGGUUGAACUUGUUCCCUUGCGACUGCCGACCUUGGCAUCUCCCGCUCUUGAAACACCCAAUCCGCAUGAGUCCCGUAAUCCACAAGAUGCAUUAGGCGACUCCAGCCUUCUCGAAGCCUGUCAUCCACUCGAUCUGUCCAUUCCUGCUGGGCAGACUUGUUUGCUGGUCAAACUUCUCGCCUGGGCCUUUAUUCCGCUUCCCAUCUCCUAA